ACACACACACACACACACACUCAGACACUGGUCUGAUCUAAUGCGGCUGCAGUGGAUUGAUGUCUCCCCUCAGCUCUGGCUUCGCUCCUUGUGGGUCCAGAUCAGACUGCUUCCUGUUGAGUUCCCACAGAUCCGUUCAGCACACGUCAUCAUUGCUUUGAGUCCACUAACUCCUGCCGUCCAGCUGUUUAGACCUGACGCUGACAUCAGAGGCUCCAGGUCACUCAUUCCUCCACCUUGUGCUGUCAGGGCUGUUUGCUGUUUCAGGCAGUGGAAUGAACUCUGGAGCAGGGAGCCAUGGAUGCAGCCUUCACUGCCGCCUCUCGGACCUCAGGCCCGGUUCCCUGCUGCUGCCAGGACCGGGCCACGCGUACAAAUAGGCCCGGGCAGAACCUUCACAGAACUUUACUGCUGGUCCUUUUUCCUGUACUGUAAUGUGUGUCCAGGUGUAGGUCACCUUAUGCCGAGCCAUAAGAACAGGCAGCUGCUGCAGAUGUGCGAUUUUAUCACGUAUCUAUAGACCGGCUUUAGUUGUCAUCGUAUUUUUGUCAGAUCAGCUGCAGCCACGGUCGGCAUUAACUCAACUAAACGUGUAGUGUGUGUAUAUUUAGAGGUGCACGUGAUCCGCGUUGUUCUUCUCUGGACAACGUUUAACGUUCCACAAUAUCAGUUUACAGAACAGUUUAUUUUAGGAUCAGUGUCAAAGUUAAAGUAAAGCGUCAGAUACGCUGCGUGUGGUCUGUAGGUUAUAACGUGAUCAACGGGACGGGCAGAACCCGGGCUUCAGGGCAGAACGCGCUCCGGAUCGAUUCCCUUUAGAACCAUUAGGAGUCAGCGCUCGCAUUAGGAGGGGACGUGUGUUCAUAAAGCCAAGGUUGAGUGUGAAGGACAGGACACGCUCUCCUCAGACCCGACGCGUGGGCGCUGAGCGUCCGCGGCUGCAGUUCUGCAGCUUUUCCCCGGUUGUCUUCAAAUGUCUCAACACGGGACGUCCUGCUGUCUCCACUGAUGCUCACGUGUGCUGCUGAUCUCGGACCGUGUGUGGAACUGGACCGGAUCCAGUAUGAACAGAUUUGACGGUGUUAGAUCUGACGUGACUCACGUGACUCACUUAACUCAGUGUAUUUAUAGAUACAAAUGUGGAGUUCUACAGAACCCACCAAACCACUGAGCAGCACCACCACUCCUCGUGGUUCCCCGGAUCCCUGUGCUGGACGGGUUCUCGGCUUCUGUAACAGACUGUUUCAUUGGUCCGGGCUGAAGUAGCGCUUGUCUGAUUCUGACCGUGCGAACCAACGUAUGACGUGGCUGAGACGGAACCAGAACCAACAGAGUGCCAGGACUCCUGCAGUGACUGACGGUGCACAGCUGCAGGGGGCGCGUGGUCCAUCAGCGCCGCUGGUUCCGACCUCGGAGCAGAGACACCAUGACUCGCUACUGCAGCCUGUUUCUGCGCCUGCUGUCUAGAGAGAACAAAGCCAAGAAGACGGACGAGCAGGACGCCGGCGCUCGCAGCCGGAGCCGCCCGCUCGAGCCGGAGCUGAAGGGCAUCGUGACGCGCCUCUUCAGCGAGCAGGGCUUCUUCCUGCAGAUGCUGUCGGACGGAACCAUCGGUGGAAACAAGGACGAGAACAGCGACAACACUCUGUUUAACCUCAUCCCGGUGGGUUUGAGGGUGGUGGCCAUCCAGGGAGUGAAGGCUGGACUCUACGUGGCCAUGAAUGCAGAGGGAUUCCUCUACACAUCAGAUGUGUUCACAUCAGAGUGUAAGUUCAAAGAGUCUGUGUUUGAGAACUACUACGUCAUCUACUCAUCCACGCUGUACCGGCAGCACGAGUCAGGCCGGGCCUGGUUUCUGGGCCUCAACAAGGAGGGAACCAUUAUGAAGGGCAACCGAGUGAAGAAAACCAAACCCUGCUCACACUUCGUCCCCAGACCCAUCGAAGUGUGCAUGUAUAAGGAGCCGUCGCUGCACGAGCUGGAGGAGAAGCUGCUGAAGUCCUCGCGGAGCCCAACGAUGAACAGCGAAGAGCGGGCGAGGAGCCUGGAGCGGCAGCGACGGCAGGCGGAGCAGGACGCGUCCACAGACCGGGAGGGGUCAUAGCCUGCAGCGCCCCCUGCAGGAGGAGGAGGAGGAGGCGAACUCCCAUUGUAACACUCCCUCUGCUCGACAACCACACCAACGACGACGGGACGACGGCGAAAACAAAGAAAAAAAUCUCCUUGCUCAUCAGAAAUCUUUUAAUUCUACUGGGGGAGGGGGGAGGGGGAGGGGCUUGUUUGAGGAAAAGUAGGACACUGAUGAUGAUGAUUUACAAUUUAUGCAAAAAGCCCUGCUGAGACGGCACCAGGAGGAGCACAGCUACUCUUCAUCACCACAUCGUAAUCAUCAUCAUUUCUGUCACAAUGCUGACAAAAUGUUGGAGUGGAGCGAGCGCUCCGAACUCUAAAGCUUUAAGCCAUGUAGAAACGUCACCGCCUUUCAUUUAGUGAAUGCAGGAACCUUCACACUUUCCCCACCGCGCUUCUUCUUCCUUUUCUUCAUCUUGUUCUGUCCAAUCAGAAAGAAGAGUUUUGGUUCUGUCUUCCUUAGCUGCCACAUUGUGUGGGUGGUUUGGUUUGUGGGUCGGGGCAUCAAUCCUGAAACGUCCUGCUGCUUUUCCUGCAGGAGAUCGUCCAGGAUCUGGUCUGGUUCUGUCUGGGAUUCAGUCUGAACCCAGGUCAGACUGUGGCUGACCACAGGACAACACUGCAGGUUUCUGUCUGUGUUGACCAACACCAGACGUCAGAAAGACGUCUCUGUGCUGCGUUCAGGGUCUGACCAGAUGAAACCUUCAGUGUUUCCCAGUGUUGGGAAAUUGCAGCAGGAAUCUUGCAUGAGGCUUCUCCAAAGCGAUGCCCCGUGGCUGUUUGUGUGAAUGUGACCCGGACUGAGUCGGGUCGACUCCAUUUAGCAGUUUAAACGUGAACGAUGUCGAGGUGGCGAGAACCUGCAGCCGGAGCAGCCUUAAGGGUGUUCCGUCCUCUACGUCUUCGUCCUUUUAGUCGCUGCAAAGUUUUUCUUUGCCGUUUUCUUCGCGAAUAACAGCACAAACAUUUAAGAGAGUUCACAACGAAGAAAGGAAAUAAAUGUUGGUUUUAGCAGGUUUUCCAUCAUCAGCCCCUUCCUUCAGCAGCACUGCUGUAGUGCAGGUCCCCCAGGACCGGCUGGACGCGGUCCUGGUCCGUCGCCACCUCUGACGGCGCCUUCACGUGUUAUUGUCUGUACAAUCGAAGCAUGUUGAGAAAUAACCAGACCAAUAAUAAAAGUGACGCUCGUCAUUUUGAUGAUCAGCCUUUAAUAAUCAGCCACAGACAUUAGUCACAGCAAAGCCCCAUCAUCUGUAUUAAAUGGUGUGCCAUCUGUGGCCCAUGAUGCGUUCAGGUGUCAGCUGAUGGGAGGGCUUGGUAACACGCUAACACUGCCCUGAAACUGGAGAGCUGUAUCACUCCCUCCUGCCCUGAUCUUCAUCACCACCUUCUGCUCUGUUCAGCUCUGUACCGUGAAGGAACUGGUCGCAGCAGUGAAAGGUCCCCCUGCUGCCGAACGUCUGCGCAGACGCAGACACAGACGCAGACGCGCCUGCGUGCUCUGUGCUCGUGUUUCAGGGCAGGACAGAACAGACGGGUGUAGAACAUCUCUGCCUUUACUCGUCUGGUCUCUGAGUUACUGAUCAGGUUUCCAGAAAUCGCCUUCGCCUCGUGCUGCUGCAUGGCUUCGUGUCAGAUCGUAUGGAAAACUAUUCGUGCCAGAAUCUUUACUUCAAGUGUCUUCAGGAUUUGAAACCUUUGCAUGUUUGUUCUUUGUUUUUGCAGAGCUGUUGUGUGUCAGUGAACUUUUGGAUGUGGCUCCAAGUUUAGUAUUUUUGAUUUUGAUCUCACAUGUUGCUUCUUAAAAACUCACCCGAAGACCGCGAAGUAGAACACAAUUACAAACUCGUGACGUGAGGAAACAAGUCUACGCAGUGAUUAGGUGACUGAUUAGUGUCAGAAUGAGGCCGCGGUGGUUUGUUGCAGUUCUGAUGUUUUCUUCCUCUACGUGUGAGACGUGUGAAGGUGGUUUCUGGAAACCCGUCUCCCAUCAGCUGACGACACUCGCUUCAUUUCUGCAUGUUUCCUCAGCUGAGCUGUGACGCAUGCUGUGAGUGGCAGGGGGCGGGGCCACACAGGCCGACGCCCAUUGGCUGGAUUAUUGUUUGAAUCUUAUGUUUUGUGGGUUAUGUGGACGAUGGGAAAAGGAAGGAUGGACUGAACCAAUCACAAGCCGCCGUACUGCCUCUGAGAAAGUCUUCCAGUUUGGGGUUUUGGGUAGAACCAAUAGGAGUUCUGUGUCCAGUUCUCUGCUGUUACAGAACCAAACCACACAAAGAGAAGGCGGUAGCAGUAGUGUCCUCUCUGACUUCUGUUCUAGAGCUGCUGUAGUUGGAUGAGGAGGCUGUAGAAUCACAACAGAACCAGGCUUUAAGGUCGCAGAUACAGCAUCUCUGCCUUCAUGUCCUCACCAUCAUUUUAACACAGGUUGAGCUCAGCAGGACACGACUAAUAACGGUUCUGACACCACCCGGACCAGAGGGUUUCAACAGGACUGAUGCAUUCUGGGAUGGUGAAACUGUUUGUAUUUCCAGUAAGUGAGCUGAGACGUGGAGGCAGCGGAAGCAGGAGAACUGCUGACAUGAUGAUGUCGUGUCAAAGUGAUGAUGUCAUGUCUGUUGAGUGACAGAGGACUGAAGCCUGAAACGUCUGGAUUUGUCUUUGAGUUUGCUGAUGUUUGCACCUUUUCUGAGACACCUUCAUAUAUUGCAUCAUAUAUUAGAAAAUCCAUUGCAAAUAAAUUGCAGCAGGAUGAAAAGAUGAAUAAAAAACGUGUGAAACAUGA
Messenger RNA from Betta splendens (Siamese fighting fish), 4915 nucleotides. RefSeq names its product fibroblast growth factor 12-like. The transcript is spliced from 5 exons. Gene Ontology annotation, molecular function: growth factor activity; fibroblast growth factor receptor binding. Gene Ontology annotation, cellular component: cytoplasm. The record is from RefSeq and is a predicted model, not a curated record. Gene Ontology annotation, biological process: positive regulation of gene expression; positive regulation of protein phosphorylation; fibroblast growth factor receptor signaling pathway. The coding region runs from base 1427 to 2104 and encodes 225 amino acids. Lineage: Eukaryota; Metazoa; Chordata; Actinopteri; Anabantiformes; Osphronemidae.